This is a messenger RNA of Mesorhabditis belari, 2880 nucleotides long. NCBI's taxonomy places the organism in Eukaryota, Metazoa, Nematoda, Chromadorea, Rhabditida, Rhabditidae. The record is from the annotation of a GenBank genome assembly.
AUGCCGAAUGUGCCACCACUUUUACGAAAUAUCAGCGGCUUCUUUGAGAAACCGCCAGAUCUGAUGAAUGACUGGGAAAUCGGAGGAACGCAAAAUAAAUGGGUUUGCCCCUCGGAUAGACAUCUUCAGCUUCGAGCACAACUCAAAUCGGGAUGGUCGGUGAGAACGGCAGCUGCUCGAAGUCCAACAAAUGCCGCAAAAGUUCAACCAUCAGCAAUCAGCGAUGCUGAACAAGAGCAAAUUCGAAAGGUGCUUGAACGAGUUGAAGAGAGCCGCCAACGCGAACAGCAGAGGAUCGGGAAAAUGGUUGACCGAUUGGAUAAAAUGCGCAAACGAGCCACGGGUAAUGGAGUGACACAUUGCUUGCUUUGUCACACUGAAUUCGGUCUACUUGCCAGCAAAAGCUAUGCAGCUAUGUGCACUGAUUGUAGAAAGUACGUUUGCCAAAGGAAUUGCGGUGUCGAGACGGUCGAGCCAAAGACGGGCGAGCUGAUCUUUUUAUGCAAAAUUUGUGCGGAAUCGAGAGAGGUGCUAUGGAAGAAGAGCGGCGCCUGGUUCUACAAGGAAAUGCCCGAGUAUGUGAAACCGGAAAUUGCGGCAAGCCAACCCGGUCCCUCGUCCCCUCCUGGAGCUUGGGGUGGUCCAUCAUCAUCAAGGAAUGGUUCUGUUCGUCGUCUAUUGCCAACUCCUCCUUCAACAACUCCUGACAGGUGUGAUGAUUGGUCAGCUCUCGCUUCUCCCUCUUCCGAACGCCGCAGCUCUAGACAACUGCCGACGACUCCUGAUGAGUUGAGAAACACAGCCACUCCAAGACCGAGAAUUCAACCAUCAUGGGUGAAAGAGAAAGUGAUGACAUCGAUGUCGGUUGAAGAAGAUGAUCACAGUUCGAGUGAAAGCGAGUUCGUUGCCUCAGGAGUUGUGCGGAGAAAAAAGGAUCCACCAACGAAACAGAUCACACAAGCACGAAGGGAAGCAAAUCUAGAGCGUUUUGCUCAAAUCACCAGCAAUAAUCUAAGCGAAAGCGAAGAGUCCUCAUCCCCAGCCUCUUCAAGAAGCGGAUCUCCGCGACGAUCGUUGGCUACUCCUUCGUCAUUUGAUUCGGCUCAUGUUGGCGGCCCAAAUCCAAUUCCUCGCCAUCCCUCACAAACUCCCACUCAUUCAAGCACUCCCGCUAACGCUGGUGGAAUCCCGCACGAGGCGAAGAGUGGAAAUGAGGAUGCUCGCUCGAUAGAUAGUGGAGUGGUGCAAUCCGAUCAUUCAAAUCCAGUGGCUGCGAUGACAUUGUCCGUUUCAUCACUAGCUCCAUUAGCAGCCUCGACACAAGAUGCACAAUCAAGAAAACUUCAAAGCCGACAAGGUUCUUGCGACUCGAGACGUGUCUCUAAUGAAAGUACUCCAAGAAGAGAUAGUGCAGAUCGGGAAAACAGUGGUAGUCGAAAUAGUAUUGGUCGUGAAUCGACCAGAGUGACCACUUCGGUUUCGGGUUCAUCUUUGGUUACACCUCCUCCCUUGGCAAUGAAUCAACGCCGAGAGUCACCGCUAGACAUUCGCAAGUUGAGCAUCAGUUCGGGCAGCACGAAAAGAGCAGGCACGUCCACUGACAGCAUGAACAUCAUUGAGGCGAUUCGAUUCACCAAUAACGCGAGAGCCGACUCACCGGGCGCCGCCUUUAUGAGUUCACCAGACGAUGACUCGAAGCAACACGGAGCAAGGCGGAAUGCAUUGGCAAGAGGGAGUAAAGCAAGGCCACCACCGACGAGGGCUCUCUCGGAUAGAGAUCCCACUCGACAAUUGAGUCAGGAUGAUGAAGGGGGAAACCCAGCACCAGCCUCCCUUGUGCAAGCGUCCGUUCGUCGAUCGGCUUCAGGACUUGAGCCGUCUUUGGUCGCCUCACCAGUGGCUACACGAGCUGCCACUCCACUCAGCGACGAGAUCGCGUCAACUUCCACUACUCGUCCUCCACUAGAGCCUGGUGCGCCAAACAAACGAAAGCCUUCCGUGUUUGCAUGUGUUUUCUCGCCUUUCCAAAGUGACAAACGUACUCUUGGGUCGAUCCAGUUCAAUAUCACUUAUAAACAGGAACAAAAGCAAAUCGUUGUACAUCUAAUUCGAGCAAAGAACCUUCGUGCCAUGGAUAAGAACGGUUUUUCUGAUCCAUAUGUGAAAUUGCAUUUGAUUCCUGGAAACGCAAAAGCCACCAAGUUAACCUCAAAAACUAUUGAGAAGACUUUGAAUCCCGAGUGGAACGAAGAGCUCACCUAUCAUGGGAUCACCGAAGAGGAUCGACAAAGGAAAACACUACGCGUUACGGUGCUUGAUCGCGACAGGAUUGGCUCAGAUUUCUUGGGAGAGACGAGAGUUGCCUUAAAAAAGCUGCCUUCGAACGAAAUUAAGAAGUUUAAUCUCUACCUUGAACACGCUAUUCCGAUACAACAAGACAAAAAGGAGGGAGUCACUGAGGAAAGAGGAAAAGUCCUCGUUGGAGUCCAAUACAACAUCCAACAAGGAUCCCUCUUUGUCUUCAUGAAACGCGGCUCGGAGCUUGUCGGAAUGGACAAAAGUGGAUUCUCAGAUCCUUAUUGUAAAGUAUCAUUGACACCAAUCACUUCAAAAGCGCAUCGUCAGAAAACAGCGAUCAAGAAGAGAACGCUGAACCCGGAAUGGGAUGAGACACUGCCAUUCAUCGUUCCUUUUAAAGAUCUUCCGAAGAAAACUCUUCAAAUUGCUGUUUAUGAUCAUGACGUUGGUAGUCGAGAUGAUUAUAUUGGUGGUAUUGUCCUUUCAACGUCAGCGAAAGGCGAAAGGGGCAAGCAGUGGAUUCAAGUAAUCGAAAAUCCGGGCCAAACAUUUGAGUACUGGCAUCGACUCGAGUUGGACAGU